AUGCUGGAUUCAAAUAUCCAGGCGAGUGCUCAGAAGGCUGUUGUUUCCUUGAAGAAACAUCUUGAAACUCAAAAUUUGCAGCAUGAACCCAUAUAUUUGAUCAUAGAUACAGAGCUUCCUACGUGCAAGCGCAAGGAAUUCACUCCUAGGAUAAUUCCCUUGACCAACCGAAUCGGUAAAGUCUCCAAUAGUAAGAUUUUUCUAAUCACCAAAGAUCCUGUUUCACUCUAUAGAGAACCGCUAGUGGGAAAAGACUCUGCAACCGACAAUGUCUUCACCACCAUAAUCGCUUUUAGAAAGUUCAAAUCCAUAUCUCAUAGUCGCAAAUCCACAGCCAGAGUAUAUCAUGACAACGACUUCAUUCUCAUAGAUCAUAGACUACACAAGUUUCUUCCAGAUCUUCUUCACGGUACCAUUUUUCAAAAAAGUAGUAAGAAGUAUCCAAUUAUGAUCCAGAUGGCCCGACCCUCUGCUGAUGCCAAGUUGACCCAGUCAAAGAAAUCCACCAAAAUGAAAGACGAACGUGUCGAUCCUGAUUAUUUGUUAAGACAGGUAAAGAUGAUCUGCCGAAGUACUACAUUUGUACCUAGUACCGGUAAAUGUCUCUCCAUCGUAGUGGGGUUCUCCGAUAUGAGCAGUGAAAAAUUGGUCCAAAACAUCAAUUCCAUCCUCGAAUAUCUAACCAACGCCAAAUUCCAACCUGUCGGUGGUGUUAUUUCCGGUGGCAUGGCUGGAAUUCUAGAUUUGCAUCUUAAAACCGCUACAACAUGGUUAUUUUAUGUGAUUAAACAAGAUUUUUCAUUCGUUCAUCUUCCCUCGCUCAAUUCAUCCAGAUUGAAAGAACUCUAUUCACAAUCACUCGAAGCUUCGCACUAUCUGGACAAUAAUACAAAUCUAAUUUUACAAGAGGCCCGACUCAAACCGGCCACAAAUUCGUAUGUUAAACCGAGGUUCCCUCUGCAUAGUAAGCAAAUCUCACAUAUUCAUCUUGAAAAUGCAACGCUUCUUAUGCUCUGUCGUAAUUGGGAGCUCCCGGAGGUGUUAAAGUCGAUGCGCUCUAUGGAGGAUAAGUUUAACAGAGAUUAUCAUUACCCGUGGGUAUUCCUCAACGAUGUUAACUUUACAGGUGAUUUUAUUUCGCAAACAACCAACAUGGCUACUGGCCCCACCUCUUAUGGAUUGAUUCCCGAAAACGAUUGGAAUACGCCUGAUUCUAUUAAUAAGACCAGAUAUGCAGAGUGUCUCAAAGACUAUAUUAAAAACGAUGUCAUCUACGGUGGCUCUAGAUCCUAUAGAAACAUGUGCCGUUUCAAUUCGGGAUUCUUCUUUCGUCAAGACUUGUUACUGUCCUAUGAUUACUACUUCCGUGUGGAACCAGGUAUCGAGUAUUUCUGCGAUUUCCAGAUGGAUCCGUUCCGAUUGAUGAAAGAUAAUGGUAAAAAGUACGGAUUCGUCAUCUCAUUACUAGAAUACCCAGAUACCAUUCCCACACUCUGGGAUACAGUGGAAGACUUUUUGCAUGAGCAUCCAGAGUAUCAAAAUACUGAUUCGGCAGUAGACUUCAUCACCACCAAGGAACCCAUAGGCCCCAAGACAGUGGUGUCGACCACUGACUCUCCUUAUAAUAUGUGCCAUUUCUGGUCGAAUUUCGAGAUCGGAGACCUCAAUUUCUUCAGAAGUAAAGAGUACUUGGAUUACUUCAACUAUUUGAGUCAAAAUGGAGGCUUCUACUACGAAAGGUGGGGGGAUGCGCCGGUUCAUUCCAUUGCCGCAUCGUUACUGCUCAAUAAAGACGAAAUCAUGCAUUUCGAAGAUAUAGGUUAUACACAUACACCGUUCUUUACGUUCCCGGACUCUCUUUCGAUGAGAUCGGGUAAACGGUGCCUUGUCCCCGAAGGUGAAAAGAACAUUGACAUCCUUGCGCACAGUUGUCUACCCAGAUGGUGGAGAUACGGAAGCGGUAAGCGGUUCAUGAGGGAAUAUUUCUAUGAGGAGGAAUAUAUAUAA
Messenger RNA from Brettanomyces nanus, 2007 nucleotides. RefSeq lists its product as uncharacterized. Bases 1 to 2007 code for a protein of 668 amino acids. Gene Ontology annotation, cellular component: Golgi apparatus; membrane. The transcript is spliced from 2 exons. Gene Ontology annotation, biological process: cell wall mannoprotein biosynthetic process; protein N-linked glycosylation. The record is from RefSeq and is a predicted model, not a curated record. Gene Ontology annotation, molecular function: alpha-1,2-mannosyltransferase activity. Lineage: Eukaryota; Fungi; Ascomycota; Pichiomycetes; Pichiales; Pichiaceae.